Aspergillus mulundensis is the source of this 3867-nucleotide messenger RNA. RefSeq lists its product as uncharacterized. NCBI's taxonomy places the organism in Eukaryota, Fungi, Ascomycota, Eurotiomycetes, Eurotiales, Aspergillaceae. Bases 1 to 3867 code for a protein of 1288 amino acids. The record is from RefSeq and is a predicted model, not a curated record. The transcript has a single exon.
AUGGCGCAAAGUUUGGGAAAGAGAGAGCGAAGAAAGAGUUUGGGCUCGUUCGGCCCGCUGUCGACGACCUCGACUCCCGGUCCGAUCCCGCUUGACCGAUCUACGACACACGAGACGAAUGUUCUGAAAAAGAAACAGCGGCGCAAUUCCGGGUUUUUUGGGGGCCGGAACCCCAGCCCAGCGAGAGCAUCCACAGGUCUCCUCGACCCGGUAACCGCAGGCCCAGCCAGGGUGACCACUUCACCCGCCCUCGAUGGGGCGCGAACUCGCCGAAAGUCACUACAAAAGAGACGGAAUUCAGUGUUCGGCUCUCUCCGGUCGCUUCAAUCACUCGACGAUGAUGACCCGAAUCGGCGUUCUGUUGACAGCGAGGAAGGGAAUGGGGUCGGAUCAAUUAUCUUACAUCAUGGAGAGAUCCAGAUUACUGGCGGGGUAUGGAGGAAGAAGAGCCAGUACUUGGUUCUUACAGAUACGCACAUCGUCCGGUUCAAAAACAUGAACAAAGCGCUGGAAACGUUCCCGUCAAUUCCCCCGUCAAUGGCUCGAGCAGCCGGAAACCGACAGUCAAUUGCCUCGAUCAGCUCUCUGCAAGAUCCGCAGCUUUCCGCCAUGGGUGAUGCUUCCGCUGGUAUUCCUCUAAACAGUAUUGUUGCCGUCUACAUGCUCGACGAUGGAAAACCUUCGUCUUCGGUAGAGGUAGCAUACAUGGAUGAGCGGACGCAGAAAACCACGUUCAUUCAGAUGCAAACCCCGGAUCCCCAGGAGCUCAAUCUGUGGAUGGUUGGAGUUCGAUCUGCGGCUGAAAUGUCUCGCAACAACGCUCCUAUGCCCUUUGACCCAAGGGCAUUGGACUGCGUAACCAGGAUGUUGGAACACGAGCGCGACUACGACCCAGAGACCUUCCGCAUGUUCCGAGUCAUCCAGAUGGCUUCCAGCAAGUCCCCGACGCGGGCGUCGUCGGACGAGCUUACCAAGCUGUCGCCAAGCGGAUGUUAUCUCGCCCUCGGAAUGCACAAGCUCCAUCUCGUUUCCUUGCAAAGAACUACUAACCGUGGCUCUGCUGUGUCUCUGACCGACCUCGACACCGCAGGUUCUUUCGGCCUCAUGAACUUGACCAGUCUGUCCAUGGAGUGGGGCGACGAUAGUCUGCACUUGACUUUCCGAAUUCCUCUUCAGAAGUCAUGUUCGAUAUUCGUGGCGUCAGUCCACUCGUUGGAGAUCGCCUACUGGAUCAGACAACAGACGGAGUUCCUGCGCCCACUGUGGCUCAAGCAACCGUAUGACUUUAUUGUGCCCCGCGAUCUGAACAACGAAAGCAACUUCCCCCCAGUGUGUCUUGACGAGGACUAUGGCUGUUUCGACCGAACAUUGGUCGCCCACUGCGCUAGCUACGGCCUCGACACUUCCAACAUCCGAUACACUAUUGAUACCGAAUGCGAUGAUGCGCCCUGCUUCAAAUUGCUACGUCCUGCUUCGCCUCGAAGAAGUAAAUAUACGGCCUUGGAAUUGAUCGCGCUCAUGCGAACACUGAGGUAUAACGAGUCGUUUCGGUCCAUCUCUUUCAGCGGAGUCAGCUUGGAUGCAAUUCAAGUGCUGCGAGAUCCCAACGGGAGUGAUAAAGAUGCGCUACUUACCCGUGCAGAUGCACAAAUUCACAUCCCGGGACAAGAAAAUCUGUCAGUUCUCUCACAAGAAGUCCGCGCACUAAGUUUGAAAAGCAAGUGGCUUCGUCGUCUAGACUUUUCAUAUACCCUUAGCAGAACGCCCAAGUCCGACAGUGACAGCCAUGACCCAGGGUGCGGGAUCCCAGAAGCUAUCUUUCCUAUCUGUCGGCGUGAGCUCACAAAUGUUGACUGGAUUGUUCUGAAUGGGAUCAAACUCGGAGACUCUGAUCUUGACUAUCUCGUCGAUGCUGCCUCCCAGCGCAGUAGUCAUUUUCGAGCGCUUGAAGUGGGAAAUUGCGGUUUAUCUGUCCAUGAAAUCGACCUGCUUCUUUCAACAACAAUUGCCCAAGUAUCAACUCUUGAGGCCAUUAAUAUCUCUGGCAUACAGGGCCGGAUAAAACCAGAUAUGCUGCAACAGUACCUUGGUUACUUCGGCCAAGUCAAGAGGCUUGAUUUAUCACGCAUCUCGAGGACCUCAGACCCCGAGCCUCUCAUUCCAGCUCAAGUCCUGUUUAACUGGCGACUCGAAGAGCUUUCGCUAAGCCAAACCCAGGUCAACAGGGAGACAGUCGAUGCUAUCGCCACAUACCUCGCAAGUGACCGUUCUGAGUGCUUACGGACUAUCCGACUCGAUCAAUGCGGCCUCACCGGGCAGGAUGUGGCCAUCUUCCUUCACUCAUUGGCGGCGCUGCAGCAUGGCCGUGAUCUCCAUCUCCACGUGAACGACAACCGACUAGACCUUGGUUGCUCCUACCUCUGCGAUGCCAUCGCUCAAGGUAAAACGCCAUCUCAUUUGUCGAUGAGGAUGAUCGAUUUCAAGAAGGAGCAGCAAUUUCAGAAUCUAGUCGAGGCAUUGCGCCGGAAUCGUUCACUGAAAUACCUUGAUAUCUCAAAGGCGUCUCUUCCGUACGACGCCGGCCUGGAGACGUCAAAGUCACUGCAACUGAUGUUUGAAGAGAAUGAUACCUUGGAGGACCUGGACAUCAGCGGCGACAAUGCACACCUGGAUGUAGCGCGGUUCGGAAUUGGCCUCAACCUGGCUCUGACUGGCCUGAAGAAAAACAACUCGCUCAAGGUUCUGAGAAUUGAGCACCAGAAACUCGGACUGCAAGGCGCAAACACUUUGGCUUCCGUGCUGGAGAACAAUACCAGUCUUCUUGAGGUCUAUUGUGAAAACAAUGAUAUCAAUCUGCAAUCGUUUACAGUACUUGUCAAUGGGCUACAGAAGAAUCGAUCUUUGCUAAGCUUGUCGUGUAUGGACCGCGAUAGAGCCCGGUCACUUGACAAGGUACGCCGGGAAAUCGCGAAUGUUAAACGGGACUUGAAUCACACCCAACCCUCGGCAACAGGUUCAUUACGCCGGUCAUUACAUGCUGCGAUGAACGUCAAACAUAUAUCUGUCAAUAGCAAAUUUGCCAAGCAUUCACGUUCUUAUGGUCAUAUUCGUGCCACUGCAAGCUCACUUUCGGCUGUUGAGAGCUCUAAACCACCCGUGGACGACCAGGUCGAGGCUAUCUUGCAGUCGUUGGGCUCGAAAUGGGACGCAGAAGUCUCUCGUUUGCGUCGAUACCUUUUCAGGAAUUUCAACCUGGUUAAUCGUAUCGACAGGGUCGAGACCGAUUUUGCCGCUGACGACGCCGAAAGCGACGGACGACCGGCGACCGCUGCCAGCCUCGGGACUAUGCUAGAGCAGCUUAAGCUCGAUGUGACGCUUUCUACGAAUGAGGUACCAGAGCCCAACCUCCAGACGCCGCCGCAAACUGCGCCGCAGCCCACAAUAGCAGACCAAAGUCCACAUCUGGAGAUAUUCCAAAGCCUUGAUGUGGAGAGCGGGCUGGACGAUGAACUCCAGAAAUCACCGUACCUGUCAUCGAACUCAGAGGUCGCUUCUCAGAUCUUCUCGUCGGACUACAGCCUAUCGAACUCUCGCUCUGCACUUCCAGUCCCUGUCAUGCCAUCCACGGUGAGCAAAACAACCAGUGUUCGCAGUGCCCGUAGUUCGAGCACCGUCUCCACGAGCACCGGAACGGGCGCAAGCGCAAGGAGCACUUAUGGAGCCGCUUCCUCGACGCUGAGAGGAUUUCUUUCUUCGAGAGAACGAAAAAAGAUGGAGGCCAUGAACGGAACGGUGUGUGUUGUUGAGGAUAGACCGCCGACUCUGGAUUGGUCACCUCCCCGUUUUGACCUCGGAGAACUUCAUUAA